Messenger RNA from Triticum aestivum (bread wheat), 2508 nucleotides. RefSeq names its product LEAF RUST 10 DISEASE-RESISTANCE proteinUS RECEPTOR-LIKE PROTEIN KINASE-like 2.4. Gene Ontology annotation, biological process: protein phosphorylation. The record is from RefSeq and is a predicted model, not a curated record. NCBI's taxonomy places the organism in Eukaryota, Viridiplantae, Streptophyta, Magnoliopsida, Poales, Poaceae. The coding region runs from base 42 to 2336 and encodes 764 amino acids. Gene Ontology annotation, molecular function: peroxidase activity; polysaccharide binding; oxidoreductase activity, acting on NAD(P)H, oxygen as acceptor. The transcript is spliced from 4 exons.
CAGAAAGGGGAAAUUGUCCUGGGAUUAGGUAAAAGAAGGAUAUGGCUAACAUUGAAGCUGGUGUCAAGCCAGCCAUUGAUCAUGAGACUGCAACAUUGAUCCCAAACAGUGGAAGCUUAGAAGGUUCAAGCAGGGUCACAAAGGCCACCAGGUUAAGAGACGACAAUGAGGUCAUCGAGAUCAUGUUUGAUGUGCAACAUGAUGCAGCGCCGGUCCAAGGCGUCAGGACAGUGGCCGCAGAAGCUGUGGUGGCCGCCGUGAUGAAGAGAUACGACAGAAGCAAGAGCAUCGCUGCGGUGGCGCUCAAGGGCUUGCAGUUUGUGAGGGAGAAAGUAGGCUCUGGCGGCUGGGCUGUUGUGGAGAAGCGCUUCAACCACCUGCAGGUUGAUGACGUCCUGCUCCGUUCCAGAUUCGGGAAAUGCAUUGUUCUUGCUGCAUAUCAGGCGGAAGGGCGGCACCAUCAGCCUGAUUGUCCUUCUUUCUCGUGCGGUCUUCUUGGAAACAUAUCGUCUCCGUUUCGUCGGGCAAGUGAUCCACCUGGCUGCGGCUAUCAAUCUUAUGAGCUGGUUUGCAGUGAUACCAAGGCUAUGAUUCACAUCGGCGAUGCGACAUACUAUGUGUCUGACAUCAACUUAAGUGGUUCUUCCUUCUGGGUCAUCGAUGCCAACAUGGAUUUAUACAACAACUGCCCUCUACCUCGAUGGAAUCGGCCUCCCUCUAGAUACCAUGACGACAUGGAAGUCGAAUUGGAACCCCGUUCAAGUAGUCAGGCUUGCUUUCUUAAAUGCUCUCGGGAAGUAAAGGACAAUGCUAUGUACAUGCCUGUUGCUUGCCUUAGCACCAAUGAUACUUAUGUUUAUGUGUUAACUGGUUAUCGAUCUAAUUCAAUGGAGUAUCUCGAGCCUUCUUGUGGGUACUUGUCCAUGAUUCCUCGGCCUUGGGACAGUCUCGGGAUAGAAAAUGCAAGUUAUACAGAUGUUGUGAAAUCCAUGAGGACUGGAUUUGCUGUUAUGUUUCCUUUCAGAUAUUCUACGGUGAGCGUCAUGGAAUGCCUAGACAUGUUACGCCCCGUGUCGAGUGAGGGCAUCAAGCCGCUUAUUAUAUACAGUCUUCUGGUUGAUGGGUUUUUCUGGCAUUGUGUAUUUUAUACUGCUGGAUAUCAAGGACAGGGUGUUGCCGGUUCCAUCAUAAUCGUCUUCUGGAUUGUGAAGUGGCUAGCUGUGCUAUGCAGGUUCAUAUUUGCACCACUGGCUAUGUUGAUUUUCCUAGCCUACAAGUAUUGGAAAACAAGAAUAACAAUCGAUGCGGUCGAGAAGUUCCUACGAAUGCAGCAAAUGGUCGGUCCGACGAGGUACGCCUACACCGACAUCACCGCAGUCACAAGCCAUUUCAGAGAUAAGCUGGGCCAGGGAGGCUACGGCUCUGUGUUUAAGGGUGUGCUGUUGCCAGGCAAUGUUCAUGUCGCAGUCAAGAUGCUAGACGGUAACUCCAACUGUAAUGGAGAAGAUUUUAUCAGUGAAGUUUCUACCAUUGGCAGGAUCCACCAUGUUAAUGUGGUGCGUUUACUGGGGUUUUGCCCGGAGGAAAUGAGACAAGCGCUUGUCUACGAGUACAUGCCUCGAGGUUCUCUCGACAAGUACAUCUUCUCAACUGAGAGGAGUUUUUCUUGGGAUGAGCUCACUGAGAUUGCUUUGGGCAUUGCCAGGGGCAUCGACUACCUGCAUCAGGGCUGUGAGAUGCAGAUUCUCCACUUUGACAUCAAGCCCCACAACAUCCUUCUUGACAACAAUUUUGUCCCCAAAGUUGCUGAUUUUGGUCUCGCCAAACUUUACCCAAGGGACAACAGUUUUGUUCCAUCGAGAGCCCUACGGGGAACAAUUGGGUACAUAGCUCCUGAGAUGAUAUCUCGUAGCUUCGGCAUCGUAUCGAGCAAGUCUGAUGUUUACAGCUUUGGGAUGCUGCUGCUGGAGAUGGCUGGAGGAAGAAGGAAUGCUGAUCCAAAUGCGGCAAGCUCGAGCCAAGUGUACUACCCGUCGUGGGUUUAUGACCGGUUAACUGAACCAGAAGUGGAAGAGAUAUCUCCUGCUGCUGAGAUACAUGAGCUGGAGAGGAAGUUGUGCACUGUUGGACUAUGGUGCAUUCAGAUGAGGCCUCAAGAUCGACCCAUGAUGAGCGAGGUUAUAGAGAUGCUGGAAGGCAGUGUUGAUGGCUUGCAGAUGCCUUCGAGGCCAUUCUUAUGUGACGAAGGGCAUAUCCAUGCCGCCGAUACUUACCAUUUGUCGUCGGAGCUGACUGAAAUCUCCAAGGAGGAUACGAGUGUAAAUAUUGAUGUGUGAUGUAAUAUUGUAAUGUAUGAUGAAGUAAUGCGCUUAGCUCACGAGGAAACGAGAUUAUGGUUGUGGUUGUAUCAAGUACGUAUGAAAUAAUCUGCUGUGUUUCGUGAGUGUUGUGUAUUCCUACUAGUAUGUAUAUGAUAUUUUGCUUGAGCGGCUGCUGAUGAGACCUGUA